This is a messenger RNA of Sesamum indicum (sesame), 859 nucleotides long. Its product is annotated as inactive protein RESTRICTED TEV MOVEMENT 1. The record is from RefSeq and is a predicted model, not a curated record. Gene Ontology annotation, molecular function: carbohydrate binding. Lineage: Eukaryota; Viridiplantae; Streptophyta; Magnoliopsida; Lamiales; Pedaliaceae.
CCGCCUUAAACAACUUCAUUUCUUCUGCAUAAACACAACAACUCUUCUGUUCAUAUAUAUGUGUGUGUAUAUAUAUAUAUCAGACCAAAAUUCCGUCAACAUUUUCAUAAAUUUAGCAUUAAUCAAAAGAAUCAAUUGCUUAAUUUUCGACGUUUUUUGUCUGCAAUGGGCGAUGAUGAUUCGAGCAUGAUCAAGGUAGGUGCAGUGGGGAGCAAAAAUGGGAAUCCGUGGGAUGAAAAGGGUCGGAAUAAGAUUGUUCAGAUAUUCGUUUCUCACGACGAUGAGAUCAACUCCAUCCAGUUCCAGUAUGCUGAGAAUGGAAGUCUUGUGCUGUCUGAGAGAUAUGGUACUAAUGAUGGCUACAAGUUUGAUGUUGUGAAACUGAAUCACCCAGCAGAGUACAUAACUUGGAUCAGUGGGCACAAGAGCUACAACAACAGCCAUUUAUGUUCAAUCACAUUCGGCACCAACCACGGAGAGUACGGCCCGUUUGGCAGAUUCAGCGGCCACGACAAAGAAUUCAGCUUCCGGUUGGGAGAAAACCGCCAGUUUGGUGGUUUUCAUGGCACUGCUGAUUACAAUAGUGUGAAAUCUAUUGGAGUUUAUCUCAAGCCAAUCACAACCUUGGACUACUCUGUUAAAAAGAACAUUACAAAGGAAGGUGAGUGUUGGGAAAUGUUGAAUGGGCUGAAUGAGUAGUUUUGUGAGGAGGGUCAUGGUGGAAGGAAGGCCUCCAAGAUCUCGUCUUGGAGUUGAUUUUUGGUGGUUUUGGAGUUGUUGAAUGUAAAACUUUUGUGGGUUGCUGAAUUUUUAUGUUGACAAGCUAAGUUUUGGGUAUCCAGGAAGCUAUAAUUUAAGU